GCCCGUACUCGCCUCUCUCCUUAUCGAUCGCCCUCGCCUGCCUGCCUUCCUUCGUAGGUGCGCCACCCCUGCCCCUCGAAGGUGACAUCUGACCAGCGAACAGCUGAUCGGAUCCGAACGCCGCCUGUCGCAGCCCACUGACCGACCUCGGUCCUCGCGUGAUUGCGCCGCAGAUAAUUGGCAGAGCUCUGCUUGGAGAAAUGAUUUCGAUAGCUCGGGUUUCUUUCCUCAAAAGACUGGUGGUGAGCCGCCGGCUUCUUUUGUCCACUGAAACAGCUGCAAGUCAUACGGAUGAUGACAUAAAAAUUAGUGACAGCUGUGUGGAAAGACUGAAAGAAAUCACUUCAAAUGGUAACGAACACCUUCGCAUCACAGUCGAAGGCGGUGGCUGCUCUGGCUUUCAAUAUAAAUUUGAUAUUGACAACCAAAUCAACAGUGAUGAUAGGAUCUUAAAAAAGGACGGAGUUCAAGUUGUUGUAGACGAAACAUCGUUGGAAUAUUUGAAAGGCUCCACAAUUGAUUUCCAAAAGGAAUUGAUUAGAUCUGCGUUUAGAAUAGUCAACAACCCCAAAGCCGAGAUGGGCUGCUCAUGUGGAGCUUCGUUUUCCAUCAAAUUGGAUUAAACUUGAUAAUAAUUGUACAUAAUGGGAACCGUGGUUAUACAGAGAAAAACUCGUUUGUGAUCCGAGGAUGAGUCUUUAAUGUAAUUAAUAAGUUUUGUUGAAGAAUACAAAAAUUUAAUCGCAGGAA
Cloeon dipterum is the source of this 750-nucleotide messenger RNA. RefSeq names its product iron-sulfur cluster assembly 2 homolog, mitochondrial. Gene Ontology annotation, cellular component: mitochondrion. The record is from RefSeq and is a predicted model, not a curated record. Gene Ontology annotation, biological process: iron-sulfur cluster assembly. Bases 201 to 623 code for a protein of 140 amino acids. The transcript is spliced from 4 exons. Lineage: Eukaryota; Metazoa; Arthropoda; Insecta; Ephemeroptera; Baetidae. Gene Ontology annotation, molecular function: 4 iron, 4 sulfur cluster binding; iron ion binding; 2 iron, 2 sulfur cluster binding.